Messenger RNA from Euleptes europaea (tarantolino), 2116 nucleotides. It is a transcript of the gene TM9SF4, whose product is annotated as transmembrane 9 superfamily member 4. The transcript has 18 exons. NCBI's taxonomy places the organism in Eukaryota, Metazoa, Chordata, Lepidosauria, Squamata, Sphaerodactylidae. Gene Ontology annotation, biological process: protein localization to membrane. Bases 40 to 2040 code for a protein of 666 amino acids. The record is from RefSeq and is a predicted model, not a curated record. Gene Ontology annotation, cellular component: membrane.
UUUCCCGAGGGCGCUUCCCGGCGGCCUGUCGCCGUUUCCAUGGAGCCUGGCGCCUCGGCCAACCGCGAGCCACUUCCGCUGACGUCAGCGCCGACACGUGGAUCCAAGAUGGCGGCGUCAGGGGUGCUGGGCACGCUAACGUAUGCCCUGGCACUGCUGCUGUGGUGCCAGGGGGCAAGCUGUUUCUACGUACCGGGCGUGGCUCCCAUUAACUUCCACAAAAACGCCGUCGUCGAGAUUAAGGCUGUGAAGCUCACCAGUUCGCGGACCCAGCUGCCUUAUGAGUACUACUCGUUGCCCUUUUGCCAGCCUAAAGAGAUCACGUAUAAAGCCGAAAAUUUGGGCGAGGUCCUUCGAGGUGACCGGAUCGUCAACACGCCGUUCCAGGUUUUCAUGACCAUCGAGAAGAAGUGUGAGGUUCUGUGCAACAGCCUCAAGGAGCCGCUGGUCCUGGACAAGGAGAAAAGCAAGCUGAUUGCCGAGCGGAUCCAGGAGGAUUACUACGUCCACCUCAUUGCUGACAACCUGCCCGUGGCCACGCGGCUGGAGUUCUACCUGAACCGAGAGGAAGACAAGAGCAAGGAUAAGGACAUCCAGUUCGAACAUGGCUACCGGCUCGGCUUCAUGGAUAACAAUAAGUACUACCUGCACAACCACCUGUCCUUCAUCCUUUACUACCACAGAGAGGAUGUGGAAGAGAACCAGGAGCCGAACUACAGGGUGGUUCGCUUUGAAGUAAUUCCUCAGAGCAUUAAGCUGGCCGAUCUGAAGGCUGAUGAGAACGGGGUGUGUACCCUGCCUGAAGCUGCCAGCUCAGCUCCUCAGGAGAUGGAUCCCACGAAGGAAAACAAGCUGCUGUUCACCUACUCAGUGCGCUGGGAGGAAAGCGACAUCAAGUGGGCUUCUCGUUGGGACACCUACCUCACCAUGAGCGACGUGCAGAUCCAUUGGUUCUCCAUCAUCAACUCCGUUGUGGUUGUCUUCUUCCUUUCAGGUAUUCUCAGCAUGAUCAUCAUCCGGACGCUCCGGAAGGAUAUUGCCAACUAUAACAAGGAAGAUGACAUUGAAGACACCAUGGAGGAGUCUGGAUGGAAGCUGGUCCACGGUGACGUCUUCAGGCCUCCUCAGUAUCCCAUGAUCCUCAGCUCCCUGUUGGGCUCCGGAAUCCAGCUGUUCUGCAUGAUCCUGAUCGUGAUUUUCGUGGCCAUGCUGGGGAUGCUGUCUCCCUCGAGCCGUGGCGCCCUGAUGACCACGGCCUGCUUCCUCUUCAUGUUCAUGGGGGUUUUCGGAGGCUUCUCCGCUGGCAGGUUGUACCGGACCCUGAAAGGCCAUCGGUGGAAGAAAGGGGCUUUCUGUACAGCCAUGCUGUACCCGGGAGUCGUCUUUGGGAUUUGUUUCAUACUGAACUGUUUCAUCUGGGGCAAACACUCUUCGGGAGCGGUCCCUUUCCCCACCAUGGUGGCCCUUCUGUGCAUGUGGUUCGGCAUCUCCUUGCCCCUGGUCUACCUGGGCUACUACUUCGGUUUUCGCAAGCAGCCCUACGACAACCCUGUCCGGACCAAUCAGAUCCCCAGGCAGAUACCGGAACAGAGGUGGUACAUGAACAGAUUUGUCGGGAUUCUCAUGGCUGGAAUUCUGCCUUUCGGGGCCAUGUUCAUUGAGCUCUUCUUCAUCUUCAGCGCGAUUUGGGAGAACCAAUUCUACUACCUCUUUGGGUUCCUCUUCUUGGUGUUCAUCAUCCUCGUGGUCUCCUGUUCCCAGAUCAGCAUCGUCAUGGUGUACUUCCAGCUGUGCGCUGAAGAUUAUCGGUGGUGGUGGAGGACGUUCCUGGUCUCUGGAGGAUCUGCUUUCUACGUGCUGAUUUAUGCAGUAUUCUAUUUUGUAAACAAGCUGGACAUUGUGGAGUUCAUCCCCUCCUUGCUCUACUUCGGCUACACGGCCCUCAUGGUGCUGUCUUUCUGGCUCCUGACGGGGACCAUCGGCUUCUAUGCAGCCUACAUGUUUGUCCGCAAGAUCUACGCCGCCGUGAAAAUAGACUGAAGGGCGCCUCUGACGGCGGCGCAGGGAAAAAAAGCAGAUGCCCUCUCCGCUUCCUCCUAGGAAGGAAGUGCAGAAC